AUGGCAAUCGUCGUGCGCUCGGCUCGUGAUCACGAUGGCUCUGGUCACGACCACCUGCCCCUGACCGAGGGCCUGCCGCUGUCCCUCUUUCACCCCUACCGUACGCUCCCGCCAGCGGGCUUGACGCUUCAGCACGAAGAGGAGGCGUGCGACCCCGAGGAGCGCGCCUGCAAGACCCCAGCGCAUGUGUACGAGGCGCGCUGCGCGGUGUGCAGCGGCACGGGCUGGGCCCGCAACGUGUCCAACGGCCGCCGCGGCAACCUGCACACCUGCGUCGCCUGCCACGGCCUCGGCUACGUACGCCGAACGACGGCCCGGUUCUGCCCCGACGGCCCCGCCCGCAUGGCAAUCGCCCGUGGCCCCUCGCCCCCGCCGCCCAGCAACCAGCCCCCGCUCUUUGAGCCGCGCCGCAAGGCAGCCCCAAAGGUGCAGCAGGCGCCGCCCGCGCCGGCUCCAACGCUGCUGGCUGCCCAGACCCUGGCGCAGCCGGGCCAGCAGGCGCCGCGGGCCGCACCCAAGCAGCCGCAGCAGCCCUUUCCGGUGAAGAAGGCCGCGACGCCGCCGCUGCAGCUGCCGCCACGCGUAACGACGGGGCCGCGCCUGCAGGCAGCGAGCUGA
Messenger RNA from Monoraphidium neglectum, 618 nucleotides. RefSeq lists its product as hypothetical. The record is from RefSeq and is a predicted model, not a curated record. Lineage: Eukaryota; Viridiplantae; Chlorophyta; Chlorophyceae; Sphaeropleales; Selenastraceae. Bases 1 to 618 code for a protein of 205 amino acids. The transcript has 5 exons.